Molecule: messenger RNA, 927 nt
Organism: Cricetulus griseus (Chinese hamster)
Lineage: Eukaryota; Metazoa; Chordata; Mammalia; Rodentia; Cricetidae
Source: RefSeq, a predicted model, not a curated record
GCUUUCAUUUUUUCGGCUGUGGAGACUAAGAUGGAGGCGUUGUGGGAGUCACGGGCUGGCCACUGGGCCGGGGGGCCGGCUCCGGGGCAGUUUUACCGCGUCCCGUCCACUCCCUGCGCCCUCAUGGACCCGGCGUCCGCGCUCUGCGAGGGUCCAAUCACCCGGACCCAGAACCCCAUGGUGACUGGGACGUCGGUACUCGGGGUGAAGUUCGACUGCGGAGUGGUUAUUGCUGCAGACAUGCUGGGCUCCUACGGCUCCCUGGCUCGUUUCCGCAAUAUCUCUCGUAUUAUGCGAGUCAACGACAGCACUAUGCUGGGCGCUUCGGGAGACUACGCCGACUUCCAGUAUUUGAAGCAAGUUCUCGGCCAGAUGGUGAUUGAUGAAGAGCUGUUGGGUGAUGGACACAGCUAUAGCCCUAGAGCUAUUCAUUCAUGGUUGACAAGGGCCAUGUACAGCCGACGCUCCAAGAUGAAUCCUCUGUGGAACACCAUGGUCAUUGGAGGCUAUGCUGAUGGAGAAAGCUUCCUUGGUUAUGUGGACAUGCUUGGUGUAGCUUAUGAAGCCCCUUCACUAGCCACUGGCUAUGGCGCAUACUUGGCUCAGCCUCUGCUUCGAGAAGUUCUAGAGAAACAACCAGUGUUGAGUCAGACUGAGGCCCGAGAGCUUGUAGAACGCUGCAUGCGAGUGCUGUACUACCGAGAUGCCCGUUCAUACAAUCGGUUUCAAAUUGCCACUGUAACUGAAAAAGGUGUCGAGAUAGAAGGGCCACUGUCAGCAGAGACCAACUGGGAUAUUGCCCACAUGAUCAGUGGCUUUGAAUGAGAUACAGAUGAACUGCCCGCAGUUGAAGCUGUUCCCUUCUAUGCUUGAAUUAGCUGGCUCAAAGGUAGACUUUUAUAAAAUAAAUCAGCCCUUUGAAAUGUU